AUGUCUUUGGCAAAUUACUCCAACAUGAACUCUGUGUCCAUUGCAAAUAGCUUAGGAUCUGGUUCACGGGCACCCAUACUUAUUCCUGAAGAGUAUAAUUCGUGGGUUGGCCGUAUGAAUCUUCAUCUUAACGCUAUAAAUGAAGAUAUCUGGAAGUGUGUAGAAGGAACAUAUGUUACUCCAGAAAAUAUGGCUACUCUUGCUACGAAUCAAGCCACUCAAACCGAUAUCAUAAGAAAGUUGGAACUCCAAGCCAAAAAGGAACUUGUGUCUGGAAUACCUCACAGUAUUCUAAGUCAAAUGGAUGACAUUAUGAUGUUAACCGCAAAUCAAAUUUGGGAAAAUUUGAAAAAUCGUUUUUGUGGAAAUAAAAGAAUUAUCGGAAACAAAAGAACAUCUGUUUUGAAUGAAUUCGAUAAUUUCAAAAUGCUUUCAUCAGAAACUAUCCAUGAUGCUCAUGAUAGGUUCAAUUUGAUUAUGGGAAAUCCAGCUAUUCAUACCGAAUCUUUGUACAAUUUGUAUGGAGAACUUCAAUCGUAUGAAUCCUCGAUUGACCCACCAACCAUUGCAGCUUUUGGAGGACCACUUGCUCUUGUGUCCACAACUUCUCAAAACCAAACACCUUACAAUGAUCAAAACUUUAAUCAUUUUAAUCAGACUACAUUUUUUCAAAACCAAUCCUUCCAGUCUGAUUCAAAUGAUGAAGCAGAUUAUCAACAACUGUGUGCUUUGGUUGCAAACACAAAUCUCCAGAGAUUUAUCCCAAAUCAUGGAACAAAUCACUAUGCCAGAGAAUGCCGAGCCAAAAACAAAACCAAAAUCAAAGACUCAACAUACUAUGCUCAAAGAGCCGAUGAAUUGAAGAAACUGGAAAACCAAGAAAAGCAAAAAGCAUUGAUGGCAAUCCAUGAACCAAGCGUGGAAUACUGGCCAACAUCUGAUGACGAAGCUGAUAAUGAACAAGCACAAUCAAACUUCUGCUUCGUAGCUGGUGUUGAAAUACCUUCAAGAGCUCCAAACGUCAUAGAACAGGUAUGGUCUAUGAUCUCUGAACUUGGUUUUUCCAAAACAAUUUUUGAGUCCCACAUAACCAAAAUUGAGACUAGUCUGGAAACUGAUCUCAAAACAUAUCAUGACACAAUGGUCAAUUAUGAUAUUUGCAAAUCUGAGUUACAAACCUUGCAACUCAAAUUUGGAGAAUCAACAAGAACUAAAAGCAAAUUGGAAAGAGACGUUGAAAGAAAAUCAGAAGAUUAUAAUCACGUCUUGGAACAAUUAAAUCAGUCCCUAAUUCAGAAAAGGGAUUUGGAACUAAAAGAUCAGUCAAUCAUUUCUUCUGAAACAAAAGAUGUUUUAGAAAUGGAAAUCCUUCAGUUGAAACAAGACUUUCAAGAAUCAACUGAUAAAUACAAUAUUCUAAAUGAAAAACUGACUGAUUCUUUAAAACAAAUCAAUUCUCUUAAAACCGAGAAUAAAAGACUGAUGUGGAAUAUGGAUUCUAUCAAAGUUGCUAGAAAACUAAGUGAUGAUAUUUUCACAAAGGCAAACACCUUAGGAACUGGCAAAAUUGAUACGAAUUAUAGACCAGGAAUUGGAAGAGAAUCCUUUGAAAUUAAACAAGCAAAACAGGAAAACAUGACGAAUUGUGAAAACUCUGAAUCUACUCUACCAGAUCUUUUCACAUCUCUUAAUGAGGAGGAUUCAGAUGACGAAACAGUUAUCAACUGUAGUCCAGAUGAUAUUGCUUUCAGUGUUUCCAAAAAGUCAUUCAAAAGAGUUGUAAAUUCUGAAACAAACUCUGCAAGUUCUUUAACUCACCAAAUCAAACAUACCGAUGGAACCACUAAACUCAAAAACUUUUUGAAUGGAGAAAAUUCCUCUUAUGAGGAUGGUAGUACUUCUAUACCAACUGUACUUAAUGCUGGAGAACCCAAUGAUGAUACAUGGUAUAUUGAUAGUGGCUGCUCCAAGCAUAUGACAGGAAACCGGAACUACUUACGUGACUUCAAACCUAUACAAACCAAUCAAGAUGUUACCUUCGGAAACAACAUGAAAGCAAAAAUCAAAGGUUAUGGAAACAUAACAAAUGGUAAUUUUACCAUAAAGAAAGUUGCCUUCGUCGAUGACCUGAAACACAACCUCAUCAGUGUUUCUCAACUGUGUGAUAACAAUCUUGAAGUUCAUUUCACCAAACAACGAAGCUUGAUCAUGGACGCCAAAACAAAAGAUGUUAUAGUUGAUUCUGACCGUGCCGGAAAUAUGUAUCCACUUGACAUGGAUCUUAUCUACGGUAAACCCGAUAUAUGUCUGCUAUCUAAAGCCCCAGCAGAUAUUAGUUGGUUAUGGCACCGUCGCCUUUCCCAUCUAAACUUUGGGUACAUCAACAAAUUAAUCGGCGAUGAUCUUGUUCGAGGGCUACCACUUCUGAAGCUUGAUAACGAAACUCUUUGUGCCGCAUGUGAAAAAGGAAAACUUUCUAGAUCCACUCACAAAAGCAUCUCAGAAUCUAGUAUAUCCGAACCACUAGAAUUGUUGCACAUAGACCUUUGUGGCCCUGCCAAAACCCAAACCAUACAAGGGAAGAAGUACAUUCUUGUUGUCGUUGAUGGUUUCUCGCGCUUUACUUGGGUCUUUUUCUUAAGACUAAAAUCAGAAGCACCUAGAGAUGAUCAACUUCAUCAAACAAAUCGAGCUGAAGCUGAAACGACCUGUUCGAAGAAUCCGAAGUGA
Messenger RNA from Lactuca sativa (garden lettuce), 2730 nucleotides. Lineage: Eukaryota; Viridiplantae; Streptophyta; Magnoliopsida; Asterales; Asteraceae. The record is from RefSeq and is a predicted model, not a curated record.